AAGUGUUGCUUUACGACAAAUUGGUCGGAACGCUUUGGGCCGGCGUGUGCGGAUUGUGACUUCCCAGCUCACACGUGGGUCGCUGUCGGUGUUCUGGUGUGUGAUUUGUUCCUGUUGGCGUGGACCAGCUACAUUGAAGGACAGAGUGGCCCCGGGGCCAAGGGUCGUGAGCUGAUGGAUUUUGCUGAAAAUGCACAGAUAUUGGGAGUAGGUCUCCAGAGUGGCGCUGAGGGGGCGCGGCUGAGUGUUGAGCCCGAUAGGGAAGGAGUCAGGGGCAAAGCAGGGACUAAGGAGGCCGGCAGUGGGGAAGCGGGGAAUGGAGUGACAGGGAUGGAGAAUACAGGGGUUAGAAGAGAAGGAAGCGGACAAAGGGCAGAGGGAAUGCGAGUGGUCCCCACGGUUGUGAAGCAAGAAGUUAUGGAUUGGUCGGAAAUGGAAGAAGGUAUGCUGGGCGGCCAGAGGGUAAAGCAGGAGGUGGAGGAUGGGCCUGAGGUGAAGGAGGAGAAACCGGCAACGUUGGAGGUGAAGGAGGAAAUGAAUAAUAGUUUGGUUGUAAAAGAAGAGAAGGUGAAUGAACUAGAGGUAAAAGAAGAGAAAGUGAAGGUGAAGGAAGAGGUAAUGAACUGGCUAGAAGUGAAGGAAGAGAAAAAAGAUAACUUGGAAAUAAAACAGGAGGAGACGUUUGGUGGUCAAAACAUAAAAGAGGAGGAAAUGAUGGAUGAAGUGUGUAUAAAAGAAGAGGAGUAUUUCCCGAAGAAAGAAGUGAUGGUUGAUACAAAAGUGAAAGAAGAACCUCAGAUAAAUCCCCCUGUGGACCUGAAGCGGAAACUGGCCAUGUCAAGGUGUGGAACUUGUGGUACAAAAGAAGCAAAGUACAGAUGUCCACGUUGUAUGCGAUAUUCGUGCAGUUUGCCCUGCGUAAAGAAACACAAAGCAGAGCUGACAUGUAAUGGAGUUCGAGAUAAAACUGCAUAUAUUUCAAUACCACAGUUUACUGAAAUGAAUCUCCUGAGUGAUUAUCGAUUUUUGGAAGAUGUGGCAAGAAAAGCAGACCAUAUUUCUAGAGAUGUUUUCUUGAAAAGACCAAUAAGCAAUAAACAUAUGUACUUUAUGAAAAAUCGUGCCCGAAAGCAAGGUAUUAGCUUAAAACUUCUACCCAAUGGAUUCACUAAGAGAAAAGAAAAUUCAACAUUUUUCGAUAAGAAAAAACAACAGUUUUGUUGGCAUGUGAAGCUACAAUUCCCUCAGAGUCAAGCUGUGUACAUAGUAAAAAGAGUACCAGAAGAUAAAACUAUUAGUGAAAUCCUAAGACCUUACAUUGAUCCUGAAAAGUCUGAUCCUGUAAUUCGUCAAAGGUUGAAAGCUUACAUUCACUGUCAGACUGGGGUCCAAAUUUUAAUGAAGGUUGAACAUAUGCAGCAAAAUGUAGUAAGAUAUUAUGAACUAGAUCCUAACAAAAGUCUUCUUGACAAUUUGAGGGACAAAGUGAUCAUUGAGUACCCAACAUUACAUGUGGUUUUAAAAGAAUCCAGUAAUGACAUGAAAGUCCUUCACCAAGUGAAAAGUGAAUCUAACAGCACUGGCAAUGAAAACUGACUACUUCUUCUGGAGGAAGAAGAUGAAAACUCAGACAAUUGCAGAGGACUGUGCAUUGACUAGUUGUUUGAUAUUUUGGUGUAUUUUCAGUGGGUGGUUAGUAUUCUUUGUUUCUCUAGAAAAUAAUUCAUUAAAAAAAAUUUUUUAUUUAAUGUGUUUUCUGGGGUCUUGAAUAGCUUUCUAAGGCUCUCCUUCCUAUUAACAAUGCUUUUUUUUUGCAUCUGAUAGGCAUUGUGCUUAUUUAAAUUAGGUCCUGGCUUUUAAUAUGCUUAAUAAGCUGAAAACUUCUCAUUUAUUAUUUUAAUACAAGACUAGACCCAAGGAUCAACCGUGUUAGCCACAAAGUUGGCAUUCUCUUUGGUGGAACCUCACUCAGCAAAGACCAUGCAGAGCGCCACAUAGCCACAGGACUGAUCCAUCAGUUGCCUGUUCUUGUCUUUGGGAUUUAUAUGUAACUUAUCCUCGAAACUACUGAAUGCAUGCCUUAUACUUGGUUAGCACCCAGUAUGAUGUCAUGUAUAAAGGCUGAGUGAAUACUAUUCACUACAAUUUCUAAUAUUCAGUUCAGAAAAUGACCAGCUCUGCAUUGUUGUUCAUUCCAUCAGUGCUCACACAUUUGGCCCUACUCACUCACACAGUGAGGUGUGGCCUUACUACGAAUUCUGUGCCUUUCAUUCUAGUCUUACUCCACUCUUGUCAUUAUCACACAGGGGUGUUGUGAUGAGCAGUUUUAUGCUGGGUUUGAAACAUUAGCAAUAACUAAAGAAAAAACACUGGGAUCUCUUCAAAAGUGUUAUUGGAAUGUAUAUGUGUAUUUAUGUAUAUACAUGGCUUAAUUUAUACCUUAUGGCAGCUCUGUAUACAUUAUGAUCUCACAUACUAAAAUUAAGAUGUGCUAGUUUUAUUGGAACUUAUACAGUUAUGAAAUUGCAGUAUAGCUAUAAAAGACUAAAGAUUAUUACAUCUGUGUUGCAUCUGUGUACUUAAAUGGUUAAGAAAACAGUGAUAAAAUUGGACAUUAGUGAAAUCCAUUUUUCGUUUACAACUGGCAAAAUUUGAGACCAAAAGAAAACUAGAAGCAUUAAAUCAAGAGACUUGGAAAGAUUAGAUAUGAAAAAAUAGUGAAAAGAGGAGCAUAGGAGAAACUUGCACAACACAAAUACAACUUGGGUCAAAAUAGAAGAAGAGAAUCCAAAGAUAGUAAUGCCACAAAGACCCAUGGUAUAAAACUACUAAUGAAAAUGUGAUUCAUAGACAGUAAUGCCUUGCACUUUGAGAAAUAUAUGUACUUCCUAAAGCAACUUCAGAAAUCUUCUCCCUCAUACAGGAAAAAAGGAAUUUGUAGAAUUAUAUUCACAAUAUUACAGGAGAAGACAACUAAGUGGAAUUUCAAAGUAUUUGUAUUCUAAAAGUGAAAUUUGUCUUUUUGAAACAGGUAACAAAUAGGGUGAAUUGAAUCUGAUGUGUCACAGAAUUGUUAUUGGGAAAAGUGGGAUAAAGUACACAAAAAGAACAUGUGACCUGAAUAUCAGGGUGUAUAGGAAUUUCCUGACAGUGAAAUCUGCUGUGAUGUAGUUUCAUUUCCAAGAAAAGUGUUGAGUUCCAUCCCUCUUAGAAUUUAAAUUGAAAACUGAACAAAAACCAAAGGGUUUAUUUUAUCCUGUACUUUCCUCCUGAGCAGGAGGAAAAAGGGGAAAAAAUACCCACAUGAUCAAAUGCAUCUUUGCCAUCUCUGUGCUCUAGAGUUCUGUUAAACUUUUCACUUUUAGACUGUUCCUUAGUAAGAAUUCAACUGUCAAAAUUCCCUUAAACAUAACUAUCAGCUAAUUUGGUUAAUAUGCACAUUUAUUCCCACAGGGUUUAUAAUAAGCAUGUGUUUCAGUGAACAGAUAUGUAAAUUGCUUGAAGGGUGUGAAAUUGGACUAAUUCACUGCGAGCCCCAGAAGUUUGUAGUAUUGAGACCAUUGUUUUUCAGAGGCCCUUCCAUUUGGAGUCUGGACAAAUUCUGAUGAAUAAACAAACUCCCUGACUCAUGUUCAGUUCAACAUCCUGCAUUUUGUUUAUGAAUAACAUUUUAAAAGGCGAAAAGCUCCACCUGUCGUUUAUUUUUUAAACAAUGAUAUCAAAGGAAAAAUAGGCCUUUCAUAAUUGCUAAUUAUUACAUAUGGGAUUAAUAGCCAUGUUAUCGUAAACAAAGUUUGCACCUGUUCAUAUUACAAAUAUGAAUUAAAGAAAGUUACUAGAAUAGAUAUGUAAGGUUCCAAAGUGUAGCUGAGCCAGUUUGUUUCUCUGUAUAAAGUAGUGAGAUUUAGGUUUCACGAUGUGUAUAGUAAAAUGUUAAACACAGUACUAUAAUGCCAGUAAUUUCCUCUAUAAACUUGGUUUAGUUUGGUUGACGUAUACAGUGUGUUGUGUCUGAUUUCCUGUUAGUUAUUAAAUUGUAAGUAAAGAUACCUAGUCUGCUUUUAUGUAGACAUAUGCUCUUGCAUUAAAGAAUGUUAAGUUAAUUUUCAAAUAGGUAUUGCACAUGUGAUUAUUAACCAAUGGUCCUUCAGUUCCAAGUAACAGAAAAUCAAACUGGUAUGAAUACAAAGGGCAAUUUAUUGGUUCAUAUACAGGGAAGUCCAUACAUGACUGGGUCCAAACACCCAAAGAAGCCAUUUUUCUAUCUCCCUUACUUAGCUCUUAUUUUAUUUUUUUCCUGGAUUGGUUUUCUCUUCCAGGCAGGCUUUGUGUAGAUGCUCUUUGCAGUGCGAGGCAGUGAGAUGAGGAUGGUAGAUGACAGCCAUUAACAUUUUCAGCUCACAUCAUCAUAACCAAGGCAUGGCAACAAGUUAGUAAAAUUUGGGGGAAGAACUUUGAUUUUGCCAGGUUGGAUCACAUUCCAUUUCUGAGCUGAUCAGGAGAGGAGUUGCCCCAAAGGAAGAGAAAUUGUUAGAAAAAGGAAGGCUAGCAAGAGUGAAAAGGUGGUAACUGAGAAUACAAAAAUAACAUGUCUUCUGCACCCUAUUUGAAUUUUGAGUAGCAAGAGGUUUCUGAUUUGAAAUAAUGAGUAAAAUUCAGAAUUAACCUGCAAACCCUCAUUUCCUUUAACAGGAGAUUUUAAUUGCUACUGGAUGCCAUUGUUGCUUUGAGUUGCCAUUGUAGACUUUUUAAAAAUGCUUCCCAUUUGUGUUCGACAUUAUGGUGCUACUGGUUUGAUCACAUGGACAGCACUGAUCCAAUCGAUUUCCAUUACAGAUUUGGAAACUUACAGUUUCAUCAACAUUUGAGAAAUACUGAUUUUGGAAUUAGAGUUGUGCUAGAAGAAAAUGCUUCAAUGAAUGAAGACUACUUAAAUAAAAAUAGGCCCUUAAAUAAACAUUUGGGGGUUUGUACUUAAGACUACAGACUAUUUUCUCUCAACUUUGGUCAGGGAAACUAUUUAAAGUAUGUGUACAUACGUUCUUUAAAGUGAACCAUAGUGUAAACAUUUUCCUUAUUUUCCUUAUUGGAGUGUGGCUGGCUGCACUCAUUUUGAACAUCAUAACUAAAUAUCCUUUAGCCUUUCAUGAGCUACAACACAACUCUACUAUUGCCAGUUUUAUUUUCUUGUGAAUAAAAUACCAAACUCCUUACCCUCCAUAACUUGACUCCAACCUAAUUUUACAGCUUUUUUUCUUUCUCCUUUCCCUCUACUCCUUCCCCUUUCUCCCUUUCUCCUUUCCCUCUUUUCUCAUCCCUUCCCUUCCCACUUCUUAACUCUGUUUCAGUCACACAAGACAACAUGAAGGAUGUCAUGUAUACAUCCCAGGCUUUUCCCCCCUGAAGUGCCUUUCUCCUUGCCAUCUCCACAUGAGCGUAUUCUACUUACCCUUCGAGAGCUAAUUUGAGCAGUAAGCUCCUCCCAUGUAGAAGUCAUAGUUAGGUUCACACUGUAUGUGUCUCCUGAUUUGACUGAUACUAAUGCCAUACUAGUUGUUAAAUGUUUUUAAUAUCACAUGGAUAAUGAGAAUAAUAACUAACAUGUAUUUACAGUGUACUAAAUUCCAAGCACUUCAAGUAUAUCAACUCAUUUAAGAUUUCUCACAACAGUCCAAUGAAAUAGAUGCAACCAGGAAGUCCUGUAGUAAGUAGGUGCAAAAAAUUCAGUAAUACGAAAUGGGUUGCAUUGUUCCAGGCUGAAGGAAAUGACAGGGUGAGCCUGCACUCCUAACUAUCCAGAAGUUCCUGUCAUCUAAAUGUAGGGUACCAAGUCCUUCCUGUAAUUCGGCACCAUAUGGUGGCACAUACCCACUCAGGCUAAAAUACCAGUGGGGGCGGUUCUGCCUCAGUUUUGUGUCUAACUUGUACUUCUAGGAUAACACAUUACAACUGGUAAUCACUGACAGCUCAAAAUCCUCUGAGGUAGGUACUGCUAUAUUUCAUUGACUCUUAAAUGUCAUUAAUUAUAAGAUACGCCAUUCUAUAUAACACUAAGAAAAUGCCAAUUAUGACAUUAUUCUUUUUAAAACCUCUUUAGAAUAUUUCUAUUCUUUCUAAUGUUAAUACUUAUGUAAAGAGCUCUUUUAGGUAUUUUAUUUCAACAAAUCUAACACUCCAUAAAUUGUAAGACACAUCAUUUUACAUACCACCAAGAACAAAAAUGGCUUAAUUGUAUGACACAUCCUGAUCUGAGAUGUUCAGUAUGAAAAAAUAGCAUAGAAUUGAUGUAAUAUGGUAUUGGGACAAAAUUUUUUAUCAUCGCAUGCUUAUAUAAAAACUAAGUGAAAUAAACUGGGUAAAGCAUUCCUAAAUCUUCACCUUCAGUUUGACAUUCUUGACUCAGACCUCGUGAAGCAGCACUUCUAGUGAAUUGUUCCGUCAUUAUCACUGUAAUUUUCUUCAAAGUUUCUUGACACCCACCUGCAAGUCUGAUUCUGGUGAUUUCUUGAUCAGAAGGUGUUAAUAGAUAUCUGUCAACAUGGCAAUGAUUUUUGGACUAAAUAUUGAAGGGUUGCAGUGGUCCAUUUCUGCCACCAGAAACAAUCACCAAGUCCACGUAUGCACAAGCAGUGACAACUACAUGUUGGCUGUGGCCUGGCCAAAAACUAUUUUAAGACUAAAGAUUUCAGAGAUGUUCUUUUCUGAAGUCUAGAGUCAAUUAAGUACAUUUCAUAUGGGCAAGGAAACUGAGGUUCAGACAUAUUGGUCACAUGGAAAGUGAACAAGUUAAGCCAGUAUUCAAACUAGGGCAAGUUGGGCUUCAGAGGUUAUGUCCUUAACCAACUGGCUACAUGGCCUUGCUUGGUGGGCUCCAUCCAGGUCUUCAGGCCAUCCUUAAUUAGCAUACUGUGUCAUGGUGAUUUGGAGUGAAUACUAUAGUUUACUGCUACUUAAAAAUGGAAAUAAUUAUUUCAAUAGGCUGCUUAUUUUUUGAAAAAGUAGGACACUUUUUUCAUAAUUUGUGAAACUGCUUUUCUUGGAGGUUUUUCUCUUCAGUGAUGGACAGCAGACUAUUUCUCCUAGCAUAUUUAGUUCCUGUCUUGAGUAUUUAACUAUUACUCACAUAUUUUGUUUGGGGCAUAAAAACUUCAAUCACUUUGGUUAAUUUGAAACCAGCUGCUCAGGCUAAUGCCAGUUUCUUUCCUUAGAUUCCAGGAUUUUAUUAUCCAUUGUCCUUUAUGAAUAAUGCACCUGAGUCGAGCACUGUUGAAGGUGGUUGCAACAGACCUCGGAGAAUGUGGCUACCCAGGAUUACCUGGUGAAGGGGCCAAAAUGGAAAUGAUGUAAGAACACAAAGACAACUGCUAGUGAUUGUCACAUUGACUUUAUGUCAAGGUGCAGGCAGAACAUGUGCUUGGCAUUCUGGUGACCCCUACUGAGAGCUUAUGGGCAUUGUCUCUGGACAGGACAGGCUUGGGGGGUCAGGUCUUGGGGGAGUUAGGACAACCGCACUAGAAGAAGUAUGAUUUCAGGACCUUUUGGAACUCUGGGGAAGGCCUUCAGAAAUGGAAAUGGGAUGGUUGGAGAAAUCCAUGAAAAGAGCAGACAAAUGAAAGACCUUGUAAACAGUGAAAUGUGAGUCUGAAUUCUUAAUUUCACAGAAUUAAAGCAAGUUUUUAUGCUCUGAACUAUAUGACCAAGGAGAAGUAAACUAAGCCAUAUAGUUUUUGAAAGGAACAUUUCCCAUCUCCCACAGGUAAUGCAGGAACUAUCAAAUAGUGGUUUCCCUUUUAAUUUAAGUAAAACCUUCUCCCAGGUUUUUGCUAGCAUUGGAAGUUAUUUUUACCAAGAGAAAAGAUGGUUAUACACCACCUCUUGGUAUCACAAUUUCUUUUGGCUUCUUGAACAGUUGAUUCUAGCUUAAGUCCAUAUGGAAUGAAUCUGUGGUGCAUAGAUAGUCCCUAAAGCCCACUAACUUCUUAUUUUUCCUAGAGCCUUGUGCUCCUACCCUUGACUGCUGCUCUGUGUUCCUAAAGAAAAACAGUAGAGUCUGAGCUCUGUGUUUUGAAGUUUUGGUGGUUGGUUAACCAGUGUGUGAUGCUAUGCUUCAGGGCCCCUGCCAACACAGGAGAGACAGCAACUUGUUCCAUGUUCCUGACAGAUUGGAAGGUGUUUUUUCAAAUUCUCUGCUUCUGAUCUCUUCCUGGAAAGGUUGGUCAGUUAUUCAGCCAACAUCCUUGGCUUCCACAGCUGGUGCAGCUUAGAAGCCUAAAUAGUUUCUUCCACUUUUGGACCCUCACAAACAAAACUUCUAAGCAUUAGAAAUGGAAAACUUGAGGUGGUGAGGAAAGCCAAGUGAGAGUGGGUGUCCAGUCUUCCAGGUAGUGAGUCAGUGGGACUCUGUAAGAAGGAAGCUACUGUUGGUGGCUGACCUGUGUGUGGACAGUCAAAGGGAGAGCAUGAUCCAGAGGUUCUUUCCUCACUUUUCUAAGUGACAAGGAAAGCAGUUGUGAGGUUUGGUUUUUUUUCAAAGCAGUCAAAUUCUCCAUUCCCCUACCAAACCUGUGUGCCCCAUAGGAAAGGGAAAGCAAGUUAUUUCUCAGCUCCUUUAGUGCAUCAAAAAUACUUUUAUUUGAAAUUGGGUGGCUAUAACUUAGCCACCCAAAAGUAUUUAAUAAUAUUCUGUAAUUCUUUAGUCCUAUUUAAUAUUUCUCAUAAGUGUGGUAAUGACUUUAUAAAGCUUAGGCCAAGUAAUGGCACAAGUAUCAAUUAUAUUAAUGGUAAAAGUCUAUUGUUUACUACCCAACAUGCAUCUCCCCAGCCUCCUCUUGGUAACCAUACCUUGAGUUCUGGAAAACUACCAGCUCCUGACUGCCCUCUGCCAUCUGCUACAGGUUGGAUAAGCCCCUAAAGCUCCUGGGUGGGCUAUCAUUAGCCUGAAUAGAUCAGAGUAUCCACUCCUGUGAUUACGUUUGGUUCAAACUCUGCAGGUGAUCUAUGCGGGUGCCAGCUGAGGAACUACAGCACAGGCAGGACAUAGACUCAACCUGCUGUACAGGUGUAAGGCCAAAGGGAGGGUAGCCAAUCUUGCUGUUGUAAGGAGAGCCAGCCUGAGGCAGGACAGUACAGAGGAAGCCAAAUAGCUCGGGAUUAAGUCAAGUCACCUUAUCCCUGUGAAGUGCUCAGUUGUAUUAGCCAAUACGUUCCUUUUUUUUCUUACUUAAAUUUUUGUUAGUUGGAUUUUUAGUCAACUAUAUCAGAAUUUGAUACCAGGAAAUGAAGUGUGGCAAGUUAUAGGCUGUGGAUUAUGAAAUUGUCUGAAUCAGGAUAACAAGAAGAACCUCUAUAUCCUAGAAUGUUAGUGGGAAUUACAUUGAUCUGUGAAAAGAAAAAUAAUCUUAACUGUCCCUUUAGGGAUAUUUUAUGAAGUUGCACACAGCAUUUCUAUCGGCAUCCCAUCUGCAGACGUUCUCCAUGUAGUUGCACCUACUUGCAAGGAAACAGAAGAAAGUCUUUUUCUGGGGGGCAAUGUGCCUAAGUAAAACUUGUGAGUCUUCUUACUAAGGAAAACGAAUAAACAGGUGUUGGGGGACAAGUUACAGUCUUCACCACAGUUGGCCACUGGCAAUUCUUGUUCUGUGUGCUAUAACAGUUGCUUAUUCCAUUGUCUAAUGUAUAUUGGGACCUUCAGCACUUAUGUCUCACUGGGCUGCAGCAUUAAGGGACUUGGACAAAAAGUUCAGGCUGUGAGAUGUACUUGGUUAUAGGUUGAUGCUUUUGUAAGUCUUACAAGAAAGAUUUAUUUUGAAACUAAUGCCUCUAAAAACUAAGCAGGAAACAUUCUUCCUGUGACCUGCAAUCCUAGUCAACUUAAUGUAGUAGUAGUAGGGAUCCUUGACUGAAUGGAGAAGCCAAAUUCCUUCCUGAAGUUGUUAGUUUGAGCAAAAGAAAGGAGAAGGCAAAGGUACAGUAAGGAAAAAUUAGGACCUGGAACAAGUGUGAGCUCCCAGGCCUCUUCUAGAAUCCUCUUGUUACACCCUUCCAACAGGUCAAAGGGAUUCCCAUGCCUCUUGGAAAGAUGCAGUUGGUGUGCAGCCCUCCUGCCCCAUUCCUCUCCUCUCCAGGUUAUCGCCUUUUAUUGCCUCCAGACGGAGGCCAGGAUGGAAGCAGAAGCCAUUAAUUUAUGGUCAUCGCAGACCUGUGUUCUAAAUGAAAAAUUAUCAGUCACCUAGAUCUCUACCUUUAUUACUAACCCAUGGAAUUAAUCAUUGAUCUUCAGAGAAAAAGAACCAAUAAUAUAUAUACAUAUAUAUGAUUUAUUAUAAGAAAUUCCCUCAUGCAAUUAUGGAGACUGCCAUAAGAUCUGCAGGGUGAGAUGGCAAGCUAGAGAUCCAGUAGAGCUGAUGUUGUCUCAGUUCAAGUCUGAAGAAAUGUCCCAGUUGAAAUGCAAUCUGGCAAGAGGAAUUCUCUUUUAUUUGAGGGAGGGCCAGCCUUUUUGUUCUGUGCAGGCCUUCAACUGAUUGGCUGAGGCCCACCCACAUUAGCAAGGGCCAUCUGCUUUAUUCAGUUUUCAGUUUUCUGAUUUAAAUGUUAAUCUCAUCCAAAUACACCCUCAUAGAAACAUCUAGAAUAAUGUACCAAAUAUCUGGGCACCCUGUGACCCAGUCAAGUUGAUACAUAAAAUUAACCAACACAACCAGAAAUACAUAGAUGAGAGCCAGCUAAAGUCAUGAGUGAUUUGUAUCACAGAGAAACCUGCAACUCUGACAAAAAUGACUGUGCAACCCCUAAACCAGUCCUCAGAGUCACAUCUCCCAACACCCAUACAUUCCCGUUCACACCAACAAGCAGUGGCCACUUAAACUGUACAGUCCUCUGAAGAGGCUCUCUCAUAGGAAUAAUGGACAAGGAAGAUUGUCUUGGAGGGUGGAACUGAGGCAGCCUGCACUAUCAAGUUAGGGAGUCUUUGCACCAUUUCUGUCCAAAAGGAUUGUAUGUGUGAGGAUUGAUGGUCACUGGAUGUUUUACACUCUCCCCUUUGCAAUUUGGAAUUUUUAUUAAUAGGUCUGAUUUCUUUUUCCUGUUUCAUAGAGUAUUGUUGAACUUAUUAUUUACCCACAGAUCAAAGAGCCAUGAAGAGUCACUUGACAUGAUUAACACAUUGAUAUAAAUAUUAGACUCCCUUUGGAGGAUAGAAUGUGUGGAAGCUGUGGGUUGAUGUUAGGCAGUCAAGGGUGGACGUGCAGUAUUGCACGGUCCUUCUGUCUGGCACUCCAUAUUUCCUUUAAGAGCCACUUAUCCUCAUUGUCAACUGUAUGGUUCGGUUGGGAUUGAUACCCUUCUCCCCAUCCCACCCUCUCAGCCACAGUAAUUGAUACAAGAAGAGAUAUGUAAGUCCAUGCUAGGGUGAGCCUCCGGAUUUUUACUAGGAACACUGGAGCUCGACCUCUCAUCCUUAUUGGGAAAACCUAUGUAAGGGUGUGAGCUGUAGGACUGCUCUAACCGCUCUUGGUGUCACAAAGGGAGCCGGCCUAAGAAUCAACCUAGAAGUAGAGCUGAGAGAUGGAUCCUGGGAACAUUUUCCUUUCACCUCUGGCCAUUCUGGAGUGCUGUCUCCUCAUUUACAGCUAUAACAAAGCUUCCCAGGCACUUAGAGCAUGUGUGGAAAUUCAAAUGAACACCUCCCUUUAGUGGUCUUGUCAUCUCUUCCAAAGAGCUAUCCUCUGUGCUCACUUCCAAUAUGUAUGACUGAAAUCUGCAAAACCACAGACUCUAAGGAUCUGAGAACUCUCAGGAUCAUAGAGAACUAGUCCAAGGCCUCCCAGGGCAUCAGAGGGUGGACAAGAUGAUUUUUAGGUGAUUCAUGAAUAUUUUUAUUUUACUUAAUACAAUUAUUGUAAUAAAUCCUAGUAAAAUACAACUAGCAUUUUCAUAUCAAACUUGUGACCUCCCAGGUUUUAUGCAAUGCUUUUACUAAAGGGGAAAUUGAAGCUUUGAGAGAUUAAUGGCUUUUUUAGGGAUUGCCCAGAUGGUAAAUGAAGGGUGAGAGAUAUUAAGUGUGGAAUCAUAACUGGAGAUGUUCCUAGAGAUCGUGAAAUCACAUCCCAACACUCACCCACCUCCAGUGUCAGAAUUCCCUCCAAAGUGUCUCUCACAAGUGGGCAUCCAGCCUCUGCUUGAAUACCUCCAAAGAUGGGAAGCUUAUCACAGUUUGAGACAGUACAUUUUGUUUUGGCAGAUCUGAUUGUUAGAAAAUUCUCCUUUAUACUGAGCCAAAAUCAGCCCCUUGAAAUGUCUUUCCAUUUGGAUCCAGUUCAUCCUUCUGAAGCCACUCCCAUCUUCAAAUGUUUCAAGACAGUUACUGUGACCCCCUCAGAUUUCUCCCUCAACACACGCAUAUGCGUGCACACACACACCCCAAGUCUCUUUUCAUAGAAUAUGGUUUUGAAUCACUCCAUCAUUUUCCUAUCAUUCUUUUUUGAUUUAAUAUGCCAAUGUCUUUGAUGCUAUUAAAGCUAUGUAUCUAGCAAGUAGUGACUCUCUGGCAUCUUACUACACUGAUGGACAGUGACUGCAUCAACUUUUUUAAUUAUUUUGUGUGGAUGUCAAUAAUAUGGAACUCGAUAAUAUGGGUGAAUGUAGUAACCACAUUGUUGUUCAUGUGACACCUUCAUAAGAAUGUAUAUCAAUACCUUAAUAAAAAAAUUGUAUAUUAAAAAAUUAAAAGCUGUGUGUCUAGAACACAACUUACUAUAUUUAUAGUCUAA
This is a messenger RNA of Manis pentadactyla (Chinese pangolin), 12767 nucleotides long. RefSeq names its product zinc finger HIT-type containing 6 (gene ZNHIT6). Bases 175 to 1596 code for a protein of 473 amino acids. Gene Ontology annotation, cellular component: pre-snoRNP complex; nucleus. The transcript has 10 exons. Lineage: Eukaryota; Metazoa; Chordata; Mammalia; Pholidota; Manidae. Gene Ontology annotation, biological process: box C/D snoRNP assembly; maturation of LSU-rRNA from tricistronic rRNA transcript (SSU-rRNA, 5.8S rRNA, LSU-rRNA); snoRNA localization. The record is from RefSeq and is a predicted model, not a curated record.